This is a messenger RNA of Boleophthalmus pectinirostris (great blue-spotted mudskipper), 1473 nucleotides long. RefSeq names its product fascin actin-bundling protein 2b, retinal (gene fscn2b). The coding region runs from base 1 to 1473 and encodes 490 amino acids. Gene Ontology annotation, biological process: cell migration; actin filament bundle assembly; establishment or maintenance of cell polarity. Gene Ontology annotation, cellular component: cytoplasm; actin cytoskeleton. Lineage: Eukaryota; Metazoa; Chordata; Actinopteri; Gobiiformes; Gobiidae. The record is from RefSeq and is a predicted model, not a curated record. Gene Ontology annotation, molecular function: protein-macromolecule adaptor activity; actin filament binding. The transcript has 6 exons.
AUGCCUGCAAAUGGAAACCUUCCUCUGAAGUUGCAGUUUGGUCUGAUAAACCACGAGGGUCGCUAUCUUACCGCUGAGAGCUUUGGCUUCAAGGUAAAUGCGUCAGCGCCCAGUCUGAAGAAGAAGCAGGUGUGGACUCUGGAGCACGACUCCCAGGACUCUCAGGUGGUGUACUUGCGUAGUCACCUGGGUCGCUACCUGGCGUCGGAUAAGGAUGGCAAAGUAAGCUGUGAGGCUGAUGGACACAGCUCAGACUGCCGCUUCCUCAUCGUGGCACAGUCGGAUGGCCGUUGGGCGCUACAAUCCGAACCACACCUGCGCUUCUUUGGGGGCUCUCGCGACUACCUGUCCGGCUUCGCACAGUUCAUCAGUGACACAGAGCUAUGGGCUGUGCAUUUAGCCUUGCACCCACAGGCUAAUUUGCUGUCCGUAGCCCGCAAACGCUAUGCUCACCUCUCCACAGAAGACGGGGAGAUUGCGGUGGAUAUGAACAUUCCUUGGGGGGUGGCAGCACUUUUGACCUUGGUCUACAUGGAUGGAAAGUAUUGCCUUAAAACCUGCGACGGUCGAUUUCUUAGCAAUGACGGCAAGCUCUUGACGCAGAGUGGAAGAGGCACGGCGUACACAUUAGAGUUUAAGUGUGGGAAGCUGGCUUUUAAAGACUGUGAAGGGAAGUACCUGUCUCCCAUGGGGCCCACGGGUACGCUGAGGUCUGGACGCUGCUCCAAACCAGGCAAAGAUGAACUGUUCGACUUAGAGGAGAGCCAUCCACAAGUGGUUCUUACAGCAGCCAAUGGUCGAUUUGUCUCUAUAAGACAAGGAGUGAGUCUUGCAGCAAACCAGGAAGAUGAGACAGACAUGGAGACGUUUCAGAUGGAGAUCGAAAAGGAGACUAAAAAGUGUACGUUUCGCUCCAGCCAAGGAAACUACUGGGCUCUGGUGGCCCACGGAGGGAUCCAGAGCACUGCCACUAUUGUAUCAACAGAUACAAUGUUUUCAGUGGAGUGGCUUGGCCAGAAGGUGGCACUAAAAGCGAGCAAUGGAAAAUAUGUCUGCACUAAAAAGAAUGGACAGCUACUUGCCGUUAGUGAUUCUGUGGGUGAGGAUGAACUUCUGUCCAUAAAAAUGAUCAACCGGCCCAUGUUGAUCUUAAGAGGACAAAAUGGUUUCAUCUGUCAUCAUAAGAAGUCCAACACACUGGAUGCAAGCAGAUCUAUAUAUGACAUUUUUACACUACAACACAGCAACGGGGCAUAUCAGAUUAAAGGUGUGACUGGUCGGUACUGGUACGUGAACAGCUCUCUGGUGGUGUGCUCCGAUGGGGAGGUCCCUGAGGAUUUCUCCAUUGAGCUUGUGGAACGUGGGCGUCUGGCAAUCCGGGGCAAAAACGGAAAGUACCUGCGCGGAGACCCAGGAGGACUGCUGAAGGGAGACGGACUAAGUCUCAACAACUCUGUCCUGUGGGAGUACUAG